AUGCUGCAAAUCAUGGAGCUGCGGAAAGAAGUAAAGAAGAAACAAGGAUCCAGCGAGGAUUACGUGAUGAAUGCAUUCGCUACUCGUCUACCAGAAUUCAAUCAGGACCCGAAGUCAAGCUCGGACACGGACACGAUCCACCUUCUAAUGAAGCAAAUCAUGGAACUGUGGAAGUCUUGUCGAGAACCUAAGGUUGAACUGACGAAGCAAGAAUCCAACGAAGAGUACAAAGACUACUUGGAACUGCAGAAUCACAUACAGAUGAUCGACAAAGCCAAGGUACCUCAGGUCAGCGUGAAUCAGAUGAAUGAGAACCCGCAAGUCAACGCGAUGAAGCGGAAGCCAUUCAUCGGUCACAAGCCCAGAACACAUCUUUAG
Molecule: messenger RNA, 378 nt
Organism: Cylicocyclus nassatus
Lineage: Eukaryota; Metazoa; Nematoda; Chromadorea; Rhabditida; Strongylidae
Source: the annotation of a GenBank genome assembly